This is a messenger RNA of Blepharisma stoltei, 270 nucleotides long. The record is from the annotation of a GenBank genome assembly. Lineage: Eukaryota; Ciliophora; Heterotrichea; Heterotrichida; Blepharismidae.
AUGGCAAAAGGAACUCAGUCAGAAAGCUCAAGCGGACAGACAAAUAGCGCUGUAAAGGCAGCUAUGAGAAAAAGAGGAGCAGUAACCAGUAAAUUAUAAUUAGAAUCUAAAAGCGCUGGAAGAAGUGACGGAAGCUCAGCUGGAGAGUUAAAAUUGUACACAGAAGAUGCGCCAGGCUUACAAAUUGGCCCUAGUACAGUUCUAUUACUUUCGCUAUCUUAUAUUGCUGUGGUGGUUAUCCUACAUAUCAUUGGAAAACUUAAAGGCUAA